CCGCCACCAAGCAGCAACCAGACGGGCGCCCUCACCCCCAACGGCCGGAAAGCGGGUCUCUCCGGCUACGUCAGCAUCCAGGACACCGACGCCUUCGCCGACCUCGCGCCGCACAUCAGCUGGUACUCCGACUACACCGCCAACCCGCCCGCCGCCCUGGGCGUCGAAGGCGUCGGCAUGCUCUGGGGCGCCCCGGGCUCCGCCUGCGUCGAGUCCUCCGCCAAACGCCUCGGCGGCUUCACCGACAUGCGCGUCACCCGGCCGGCGCCGAAGUACAUGUUCGGCUUCUACGAGCCCGACUGCGACUGCCCGUCGUCCUCGAGCAUGAGCGUCGCCGCGGCGGCCGCGAACUGGGACGCGCUGCUCGCGCCGCUGGCCGCCCAGGGCACGGUGCUGGGCUCGCCGAGCAUGUGCAAGCAGCGCGACGAGGACUUCCUCACGCCCUUCGACGCCGCCGUCGCCCGCUCCUGGGACGUCACCAGCAUCCACGUGAACGCGCCCAGCGUCGAGCAGGCCCGGGCCGUCGUGGACUACUACGUCCGCACCUACCGGAAGCCCGUCUGGGUGAGCGAGUUCGCGUGCGUGCGGCCGCGCCCGACCUGGCAGCCCUGCACGGACCAGGGCGAGAUCGACGCCUUCAUCCGCGGCAUGGUCACGUACCUCGAGGGCAACCCGGACGUCGUCGCGUACGGCCCGAGCAACGGCGAGGGGCUGGGGACGGUCUGGCCGCUGACGAAAGGCGGCGCGUUGACCGCGUCCGGGAAGACCUACCUCUCGGCGAUU
This is a messenger RNA of Dissoconium aciculare CBS 342.82, 783 nucleotides long. Its product is annotated as glycoside hydrolase family 128 protein. Lineage: Eukaryota; Fungi; Ascomycota; Dothideomycetes; Mycosphaerellales; Dissoconiaceae. Gene Ontology annotation, cellular component: fungal-type cell wall. The transcript has a single exon. The annotation marks the transcript as partial. Gene Ontology annotation, biological process: fungal-type cell wall polysaccharide metabolic process. The record is from RefSeq and is a predicted model, not a curated record.